Stomoxys calcitrans (stable fly) is the source of this 5212-nucleotide messenger RNA. RefSeq names its product glutamate receptor-interacting protein 1 (gene Grip). The transcript is spliced from 10 exons. NCBI's taxonomy places the organism in Eukaryota, Metazoa, Arthropoda, Insecta, Diptera, Muscidae. Bases 1896 to 4985 code for a protein of 1029 amino acids. Gene Ontology annotation, molecular function: protein binding. The record is from RefSeq and is a predicted model, not a curated record. Gene Ontology annotation, biological process: neurotransmitter receptor transport, endosome to postsynaptic membrane.
GAAUGAAGCAACAACGUGGUAACGUGGUUGCGGACGGAAACGUGGUUCUUUUCGAUUUCUCGCGUUAUUGGACAUCCAGGAAAACUUACAAAAUAAACAAUCAAAAAAAAUUCCCAACGCCAAUGAAUCAUUUUGUUGUGAGGAAAAUGAGCACGCAUGGUGAAGUGAGAGGACAAUGUAGAAAGUGUAAAUGAUGAGAUGAGAGCCCCGCAACAGUUGUUGUGGUGUGAGAUAUUUUUGCUGUAAAGUGCAAAAGAAGAAGAAGAAAAAUAGAGCAAGCACAAGAAGAGGCGAAUCUUCUGCUAUGCUUGGCCCCCCUCAUCUCAUUUAGGGAAGUGAGUGCCAAGUGAGUGUGCGAGUGCGUGUGUUUGUAAGGCCCCCUUAACUUUAGUGUGUGCGUCUGGGGAGACAGAGCAUUGAGUGCUCAUUGGGGAUCAGUGGCGGACAAAGUGUAUCAUUGUGAAAUAUCGAGUGGCCACGUGAAGACACAACGUAUUCGUGUCGAUCGGUCGAAUUGGUUUUUGGAAAAUUCUUAUUGGAAACGGUAAAAGGCCUAGAAAAGUAGCGGAUAAACGAACAAGCCCAACAGUAACAACUUGAAAAUUAUGUGACGUUAAAAAUUAAUCGAGCGUAACACUAUUAAAAGAAGAAGAAGAACAAGAAAAUUAAACAACAACAACAAACGAAAAAAAAAACCAAAAGAAUUAAAUGUUGCAAUACAAAAAUUGAGAAGCUAAUCUAACUGCUACAGUUUGCUUUGGGAAAAUUCCAAACGGUUUGUAGCAAAGUGCAAGUGAGUGUGAGCGAAUUUAGGGGGAUCAACUGGGAAACUACACAAAUUUAUACAUUUUUUGAGUUGAAAUUUUUGAUUUUCUUACAAACUUUCAGUGUCUACGUAAUUUAAAAAAUUAUAUUUUUUUUAAUUUAUUUUAAAUAGCUGAAAAAUAUAAAAGAACCCCAUAUCUUUGGUUUUGUGUUCGUAGACAUUGCUAAAAGCGUGUGCCAGUUCGUCCGCACGCAUGUCUGUCCGUCCGUCCAUUUGACUAACGUUCUGUCAGUUAGUAGCAGGCCCAAAGUGCUUUCAGAUGAGUGACUGUGGAAGUGUGUUUUGUGUCGUUGCUGCAGUCAAUGCCGCCGCUGCCAUCCACUAAGUUCAUACGGCUUGUCUCGCGUUUCUGUGUGUGUUUUUUUUAGUGAGGGAUUUUACAUACGACCCAUCUCCCCCCUCCCCCUAUAGCACAGCCCCAACAGCAGCCAAAAUAUCAUCAUAGCCUAAGGCAACAACUACAACAAAAUCACAACAAAAUAUAACAGCAGACAGUUGUAGUAGCAGCAACAGCAGAAAUACGGCUAUCGACAAAAUUUUCAUCAACCAGAAAAACAAAAAAACAGAAAAACUCAUCCUCUUCACCGCCUCAACAACAGAAAAAUUGUCAUCGUUCAGCCAAGCGACAACAACAACAAGAAGAAAAAAAAUUAAAAGAAAAUCAAGAGAAAUAUUUAAAAAUAACUGCAGUUUUUAUAAAAACCGAAACGAAACAAAAACCAAAACAGAGCAACACAACAACAACAACCACAGCGAAAAUAAAAUAACAACAACUAUAAAAGCCAUGUAGAGAUUUUCUUUCCUCUUCUUGGGGCUGCUAGCAUAUGAGAGGAAAACAAAGUUUGUGUUACAUGUAAAAAAAGGCUGAAAACCAAGUUAUGAGAAAAAAAUAAAUAAAAAAUUUUUAAAAAUUUAAAUUUUUUUUUCAAAUUCUUCAAAAAUUCAAAUUACAGUGCCUAAAAAAAUGUUGCAAAUUUUGAAAAUAUAAUUUAUUUUGUAAUAUUUAUACCAAGAGUGAGUUUUAACUUCAAAGAAAAGAAAUUUUUCGAUUUGAAACUUAUUUUUCACAAUGAAGCUGUGGAAAACCAAAAAACCCAUCAGCUGUGUUUCGGGCCGCAGCGGAGCUCUAAAGAACGAUGAAAAACAUGACUCCACCAAUGGUGCUAUGCAAUUGGCUCCUAUGUUGUCCGUCGAUCGUGCCAUGAGUCCUGCCCAAUCAGAAGACUCGGGACUGGCGCCCGACAGGGGCACCACAUAUGCCACCAUAACAUUGCCACGUGAUAAUACCACAAAUAUGGGAAUAACAUUAGCAGAACGCAACGACCUUUCGUAUCCACCUGUUAUCGCAACGCUCAGUCCAUUGGGUCAUGCUGCGGAUUUCCUAGCGCCCGGCGAUCGUCUACAUCAAAUCGAUGGCAUCUCCACCAUUGGCCUUACGAAUCAGCACAUCAUGAGCAUGCUGUGUGGCGGUGGCUCAGCAGAUGGUCCUGCAGUUGUUGAAAUUGAAUAUUCCCUGCCCGAAUACAUUUCCCAAAAUAGUUUAUGUGUUACAUCAAAGUUGGCUCAAAUAACAGUGGAACGGGAAAGCGGUUGUCUGGGUCUAACACUGCGCGGAGGUGGAGAUUAUCCGCUGAUUGUGACACAUGUGCGGCCACAUGGACCCGUAUAUAAAACGGGCAGGAUAAAGCCAGGAGAUCGCUUGCUAAGAGUGGACAAUGUUUCACUUAUUGGCAAAACCUUGGCCGAGGCACAACAAAUCAUAAAAUGUGGUGGCCACAUUUCGGGUUAUACAAAUCUCACCAUCGAAUAUGAUGUCUCGGUGGUGCAGAGUGUAGAAUUUUCAAUGGGCCCAUUGCUAAUCGAAAUCGAGAGACCCAUGAAUGACAAAUUGGGAUUGGUGUUGUGUAAUUAUAAUUCAGCCGCUGCUGGUCUGGCGGAUCAUACGAAAAUCGAUGAGGUCAGUCAGGCAGGUGUCUAUAUAGCCAGUAUUUUGCCAGCGAGCAUAGCGGAUCGAUGCGGUGCUCUUUCAGUUGGCGACCAAGUACUUUCCAUAGAUGAUAUCAACAUAGAAAAUUCUUCGUAUACACCGGAUGAGGUUAUGACCAUCUUGGAUACCAGUUCAGGAAGGGGAUAUACACAAAUGCAAAUAAUGCCCGCCCAUGCACUGGCGCGAAGAGGCCACGGCACUUUGAAUAGUCCCAAAUACGGUUUCAACACUUUGGAGUCACGCAAAUCUCGCCAGCGUCAACGUUUUACACGCAAAAGUUCUCUGCCCCUGGAAUCGGGAGGAGGAGGCGGAGGCGCGGCGGCCACAAACAGUACAGCAAGUGCCGCUGGCAGCAGUGGCAGUGUCAGCGGUCCCAGCAGCAGUGUUAGUGGCAGCAGUCUGGGGGCCAGUGCCACCACAAGCAGCAGCACCACUUCCGGCCUACAUCAUUCGUCGAGCAUGGGCAUUUGCCGUGCCGAAACAUUUCCGGUGCUGUUGGAUUGCAGCAUGGGUUCUGGUUUGGUUUUGGGAUCGCAGACACCUUGCGGUCGGGCCGUUACGAUAGCAAAACUAUUCCCCGACUCGGUGGCCGAUCGGUGUGGCUGCAUCCAAAAGGGUGAUCGCAUAGUGGCCAUUAAUAAAAUGUACAAUCUGGAGGUGCAGACCAUGCGCCAGCUAUUGGGCGACAUGGGUCCUAGGCCACCACACAGUCCUGCAAAUUGGUUGGAGCUGGAAAUUGAAUUCGAUAUGCCAGACACGGUGGUGCCCUCUAGCGGGGUUUUCAAUGUCAAGGUAUUGCGCGUGGGCAAAGCUGGUCUGGGCCUAAGUGUAAGCGGUUCUAGUCAUGGAGGCUUUGUUAUAUCCGAUGUUAAGCCAGGAAGUCCAGCACAUCGCACGGGGUCUCUGCGUACGGGGGACAUACUUUUGGCCAUCGACAAUCAUCAAGUGCAACAUUUCAAUGUGGACUCUCUCUUAAAAGAUGGCUCUCAGGGCGAUUUUUCCACACUGACUGUAAAACGGGUCAUGCUACCGGAUUUCCUUUUUGAUGCCCAGCAAAAGAUACCCAACCAUAUAUACAGCAACUGUCCCAGCAGUCCCACCGGGGAUCAUGAUCUGUACAGCAGUGCCUAUGUGGCCAAUAAGUAUAACGAAAUGAAAUACAACAAUGAUUGUUUAUCCAUGAAAUCCACCACACCGCAGCCUGAAUAUUUUCGGGGACCUACAUUGGAGGAUAAUACCUUGACCUCAGUGCAGAUAAGACAUCAUUUGGCCGCACCUAAUUGGGCCAACGUUGGGACAAUGGGGCGUUCCUUUAAUCAAAAUACGCAAAGUUUGACAACAGAGUUGCCAGAGGAUGAAAAUAACUACAAUGACUUUGGGGGCUACGAUUUGGACAGAUAUGCCAGUGUUGAUUGUGCCACUCUACCACCGCCCAUGGAAAAUAAGGUCUAUGGCUCUGCGGCCAGUUCGCAAAGCAGUAAAAGUAGUGGCAGCUUACAUCAGAUUAUAUUCACCGUCCGUCUGGAACCCAAGGGAGGACUUUUGGGCAUAACGUUAGCCGGCAGUGAGGACAUUUCCAAACCGAUAACGAUAAGUGGCAUAGUGGAAGGUGGCAUUGCCCACAAAAACGGUCAAAUUCUCAUAGGAGAUCAGCUGCUGGCUAUCAACGCCGAAUCCGUACAAGGAAUGCCCCUAUCACAUGCCACAAAUCUUCUUCAAAACCUGGGUGAUGUGGUCGAUUUGAAAAUUCUACGUGCCCAUGAUGUGCAGAAUAGUUUCGGUUCAGCAACCACGGAUUCCAACAAUUUGCCCCAACCUCAGGCCAUAUAUGCCAAAGUUCAACGGAGACCCCGAAGUCCUUCGAGCAACACAGAUAAUGGCUCAACAAGUGGCAAAGCGGAAAAACAAAGGGUUUUCCAUGUUACCCUGUUCAAAGAUAAAGUAUACGAUGAUUAUGGAUUUUCAGUGUCGGAUGGUCUCUACGAACGUGGUGUGUUUAUAAAUCGCAUACGUUCGGGUGGGCCGGCAGAUAAAUGCGGAAUGUUGAAACCAUUCGAUAGAAUAAUGCAGGUUAACGAUAUGAAAACACAAGAUUUCGAUUGUUGCCUUACCGUGCCUUUGAUAGCUGCUGCUGGCGACAAAAUUGAAAUGAUUAUUCAACGGACCGAAUAAAGAACGAGCUUAAAUUGAAGACGGCAGCGGCAGUGCCUUUUUAGCAAUAGAAUUAAAAAUGAGAAUUUACAUCCAUUCAUAAAUAUUAUUUAUUGGGUAUACAGAACAAAUGUGAAGAAGAACUUUAUAAUUAUAAGUAAUAUAUUAAUAUAAGCCAUCCCCAUAUAUUAAAAUGGACUAACCAAAUAAUUGAUUGAAUAAAAGUGAGUGAUUAAAAUAUUUAUUGA